GGCCAGUCACAGAUUUCCAUAGCCAACAGCUUUUUUGGAGCAGUCCCAGCUCAAAUACUUAUCUCACCUGAACACGCCACAUAUACGCCACCAGAUCCUCUUAGGACAAACAAUAUAUAGGAGAUUCUCAUCUGAUCAGUCUUUCUUGUCUCGUUUUGCGAGGAUCAUGACCUCCAGCUUCUCCACUUAUAGCUACUCUCAUAGGCAGCCCUCUUUCUCCAGCAUGUCCGUGCGGGACAGUGGGGUUCGGGGGCGGUCUAAAGUCCCCGUGUCCCUCUCUUCAGCCAGUACGCUGUCCCGGUCUCGAUCCAUCUCACUGGGAAACGGCCUAAACAUCCUCAGCAACCUCUCGCUGAAUGGUUUUGGCGUAGGUGCUAGCGAGAAGGAAACCAUGCAAGGUCUAAACGAUCGACUGGGCAGCUACCUGGAGAAGGUGCGCACACUGGAGAAGUCCAACGCCGACCUGGAGAUGAAGAUCAAACAGAUGAUGAUCAAUCGAACACCCAAGGGUCAUGACAUCGAGGGAAUGAUGGCUCAAGCGUAUGCAAUUGGACAAGAGGUGAGAAAGAAGACCUUGGAGAACGCACGUAUAAUGCUGGAGAUUGAUAACGCUAAGCUUGCAGCAGAUGAUUUUAGGGUCAAAUGGGAGGCAGAAGCCACUCUUUGUCAGUCAGUUGAGAGAGACUGCCACGCUUUGAGACGAGCUAAAUCUGAUCAUGAUCAGAUCAUCGCCACCCUCAGAGGAGACCUGGAAAGUCUGAAAGAAGAGCUCUAUUUCUUGAAGAAGAAUCAUGACGAGGAGAUGAGCGCACUGAUGACCCGUCUAGCCAACGAGCAAUUUAAUGUGGAGGUGGAUGCGGCACAGGGGCCAGACCUGGGAGCCAUCAUGGCAGAGCUGAGGGCACAGUAUGAGGGCAUUGCACGGAAGAACAAAGAGGACGCUGAGAUGUGGUACCUGAAGAAGCUGGAGACCGUGCAGUCUGAGGUGAAGGAGAGCAAUGAAGCUCUGCGAUGUGCUCAGAGCGAGCUGAAUGAAAGACGACGCUUCAUGCAGGCACUGGAGGUGGAGCUGGACAAUCUGCGGAAACAGGUCAGUGUUCUCGAGGGAAACCUUGGAGAGACGAAUCAGAAGUACACCGUUGAGAUCGAGCGACUCCAGGGCACGCUCACACAACUGGAGGAUGAACUCUCGCAACUGCGUCUGGACAUGCAAAGAAUCAAAACAGAUUAUGAGCAGUUACUGAGAAUCAAACAGAAUCUGGAGCUGGAAAUCGCCACUUACAGAAGACUGCUGGAUGGAGAGGAAGUAAUUAAAGAGAAGCCACCUCCUAAAAAAGAUCCUGAAGUCAGAACAAGAAAGAUUGUCAAGGUGGUAACCCAGACCAUGAUAAAUGGAAAGGUGGUGGAUGAAUCAAGUGAGGUGGAAGAGAUAGAAGACCGAAAAAAGUCUGAGUCUAUAAGGCGAGUCGCAAUAGAGCGGGUCAUUUAAGAAUAGCACAAUAGUGAAACAAAACGCAUACGAUUCUAGCUGGUGUCCUGAAUGAAGUACUAGUUUUACAGGCAGUAGAAAAAUGAUAUGUAGCUUCGCAUGGGGAUGUACACCUGUCGGGUCACAGUGUCCACGGUGGUGUGUGAGAGAACCGCGCCAAAGGACGAAAUCAAGACCUCCUCAUUUUGAGAACCGCCCUGACACAAAUGUGUAGUUUCAAAUGUCAUGCUUUUGUGAGGGUUUCUAAAUAAAACACCCAUCAUAGUUCUAGUAAACAAGUAACAAUUUAGAUGAGUAAUCUUUUACAUAGACAUCCCUCUCUGUAUCUUGCAUUUCAUUUGUAGACUUUGGGCUUAGAUACAUUCCAGUCUGAAGAGAAUUGUAACAUAUCUAAUGUUAUCGAAACAAAUCUAAUAUGAAGUAUCUAUCAGUAAGUACACAACAUUUUGCUUAAAGGCAUCUAUUGAAUCGCCUCGAUCUUUAGAAAACUGUAUAUUAACUCCUCAGGAAACCUUUGUACAGCUGAUGGAAAACCCAUAAGUCAUGUAAUACAAGGCUGCGACAAUAAGACACAAGUGCACCUAGUGUCUCCAAAUGUAUUGUUUAGUCUGCUAUAGCUGAGAGAUUUUGAAACAUUAGAUGCUGUUUGCUCUCUGAAACUGCAGAGUAGGUCUUCCUCAUCAUUGUCUGAUAACUGUUGCCGUUAUGAUUGUAACAAAUGCACACAUUACACACUACAGCCUACACUUUGGGCAAUAUAAUGGACAAUAAAAGUUACACAAGCCUCCAACAUACUGUACGUGUAAUAGGUGCCAACUCUGUGCCUUUGGCAGUUAAGGUGGGUUUCUUUGACAUUGCUCUUAAACACAUUUUCCUCUUCAAUACUACACUCCUAGGCCUCUUUAGUGUCUCAUUCAUUGAUAUUGACCCCGCUGAAAUAAUUUAGUAUAAUUAUGUUAGCCUUAAGGAUAUAAACAAGUGUUCUCCAAAACAUUUACAAAAUUACAUUUAAGUAAUAGGCAUUCAAAAGUCGUAUACUUCCACCUGGUGUCUUAAAAUCUAUAUAUUAGAGGAAGUGAACGACUCUUGAAUGCCUAUUACUAAGUGGUUAUAUAGAUAUUAAGACACCAAUUGUGUUAGUUACAUCUACUGGCCAGUUUUUAAUCAGAACAUAAAGUUAAUAAAAAUAAAUGUAUUUAAAAUCUAAUUCAAAGAAAUUGUAUCCGAUAUUGAAUUAACAAAGGUAAAGGCAAAAUCUUCCUGUGUUGAGAUCAUUCAGAGGGAGAGAAAAGACCUAAAAGAAGAUUUUUUAGCAUGUUUGCAUUUUUAUUACAACCGUUUAGCGCCGAUUGAGCGUUAAAGCCACACUCGUUUUAUACGUAUUUGGCUCCACAUAUUGUUGUGGGUGUAAUAUAGACGUGUAUUUUUAUAUAUUUCCAGACAACAACACCGUUUUAUACACGUUACAUAACAAUACUGCAGCUAACACAUCUUCUUUGGUCGGUGGACUCGACAAACAGACCUUAUGACAUCAUAGAAUAAUCCCCUGCAGCGAUAAUAGGUCCUCACUGACCCUUCCAGCUCAUUCGCAACGGAUCCAGUACAAGACAAGUAGUUAUCAUCUGACGGGUAGUAAGUCAUGUUUUUCAACACAUUGAGGUUGUUUGACAUUGCAACAAUGGAUUUCGCGAAAAUGCUUGACAAGUUCAGCUUGCGAGGCCACAGAUUUGAGAUGGAAAGACGACGAUCUAAGUCAUAUAUGGGAGGCCUUAAACCCGACAUCGCCUUAAGAGAAACGGCUCUCUUUCAACAACGAUGUGAGAGGUGGGCUCCAUAUCUGCAAACGCCGUCUUUAAAAUCAAAGCUUGAAGAAAUGCUUGCUUCAUCUGAGCUAACGUUAGCACAUAAAACGGUUAACGUUAAGCCGCGGGCACACUUCACUUUACGCGUACGUGUCCAUAUCACGCCUUAAACCCGAGGAAAAGCCCUGGAACAACAACGAUGUAUCAGUUGGUCCCCACAUCUUAGGUAUUCUGUAGGAAAGUAGGAGGUUGAAUAUUUG
Messenger RNA from Triplophysa dalaica, 3551 nucleotides. It is a transcript of the gene krt1-c5, whose product is annotated as keratin, type 1, gene c5. The record is from RefSeq and is a predicted model, not a curated record. The transcript is spliced from 10 exons. The coding region runs from base 167 to 1489 and encodes 440 amino acids. Lineage: Eukaryota; Metazoa; Chordata; Actinopteri; Cypriniformes; Nemacheilidae. Gene Ontology annotation, molecular function: structural molecule activity.